Molecule: messenger RNA, 975 nt
Organism: Didymodactylos carnosus
Lineage: Eukaryota; Metazoa; Rotifera; Eurotatoria; Philodinida; Philodinidae
Source: the annotation of a GenBank genome assembly
AUGAAUUUUUUCUCUGAGCAAAUUUCAACUUAUUUGCCUCAGGGCUUUCGUCCACUUCCACGUGUAAUAGAAUCGAAUUUUUUUAUUGCACCACAACCGAAAAAAGGUGCUGAUAGCGUUUUAUCUCUUACAUCACCAGUUGAAGCCGAUUCAAUGUCAAUGUUAAAAACUGUUUUAACAAAAUUGUCUAUUUUACCCAAAGCUAGUGCUGUUCGUGCUAGUAGUAGUCAUGCUGUUGAUCAUCAUCAUGUACCAGCAUAUGAAAAAAUUAAUUUAUGGCGUACACCAUACAAAGGUGAUGAUGAUACAAUAACACAAGUAAAAAGUCGAAAAGGUGCCUUAGAUAAUUAUGUUGAACGUCGUACACGUCGUAUACAAGAAUUACAGUUACACUGGUUGCGACAUCCGGAACGAGAAGUUUAUUUAAUGUUUGAACGUGAUAAAAUUAUUUUAUCAUUCUAUGCUUUAUCAUUCAUAUUAGUACUUUUUGCAACAGCAAAAGUUGGCUAUGAUCAAAUGAAAAAGAAAGAUCGACUUAAACGUAUUCAACCACCACCACCACCUCCAUCUACUGUAACAUCUCAUACAAAUUAUGUCAAAUCUGCAGAAGAGACUAAAACGAACAGUAUUGAUGAAAUAACUGAACAGUUCAAUCAACAAUUCAAGAAAUUAGAAGAUGCUGAAAUAGAGAGAAAAAUUCUUGAUGAUAUAACAAAAAAAUUUCAAAUUCUUGUGGACGAUUGGAAACAAAAUAAAUUAACGUUAUCAACAAAAGAAAAACUAUCCGAAUUAUUUGAGAAUCUCGAUCAUAAUCUUGGAUUAGCAUUUGAUCUUCAUGUCGGUUUAGUAAGAAAUUCAGGAGCAGAGGUUGUACGAUUUAUCGUCGGGAUAAAACGAUUAAUUCAAGAACUACAACGUAUUUCAACUUUGUCUGAAAACACCACUAAUAAAUCGAACGAGGUGUCCCCGAAUUAA